AUGAUCGCUCUCAUCCACCACGCCGUCCACUCCGGUGUCACCUUCCUCGACACCCCCGACAUCUACGGCCCCUUCACCAACAAAAUCCUUCUUGGAAAGGCUUUGGGAGGGGUGAGAGAGAAGGUGGAAUUGGCAACUAAGUUCGGAGUCAGGUAUGUGGAUGGGAAGUGGGAGACACGUGGCGAUCCAGCGUAUAUUGGGGAACUGAAGAAGCUAGUUGAAGAAGGUAAAAUAAAGUACAUAGGUCUCUCUGAGGCCUCUGCUUCAACCAUCAGAAGAGCACAUUCGGUUCAUCCAAUAACAGCUGUGCAGCUGGAGUGGUCUUUGUGGUCCAGAGACGUCGAGCAAGAAAUCAUUCCUACUUGCAGGGAACUGGGCAUUGGGAUUGUUGCAUACAGUCCUAUUGGACGAGGAAUCUUUUCCUCGGGGGUUAAGGCUGUCGAAAGGUUCAUACCUAGGUUCCAACCUGAAAAUCUAGAGCACAACAAAAUUAUAUUUGAGCGUGUUAAUGAAAUGGCAACGAGAAAGGGAUGCACCCCAUCACAGCUAGCAUUGUUUUGGGUUCAUCACCAAGGGGAUGACGUGUGUCCAAUUCCAGGAACCACCAAGAUUGAAAACUUCAACGAGAAUAUUAGAGCUCUGUCUGUGAAACUCACACCAGAAGAAAUGGUUGAACUCGAAUCAUUUGCUUCAGAGGAUGCUGUUAAGGGUGAUAGGUAUUCGAAUGAUAUUACGACUUGGAAGGAUUCUGAAACUCCACCACUUUCUUCAUGGAAAAUUGCAUAA
Corylus avellana is the source of this 786-nucleotide messenger RNA. NCBI's taxonomy places the organism in Eukaryota, Viridiplantae, Streptophyta, Magnoliopsida, Fagales, Betulaceae. The record is from RefSeq and is a predicted model, not a curated record.